Messenger RNA from Trifolium pratense (red clover), 1187 nucleotides. RefSeq names its product tetraspanin-10. NCBI's taxonomy places the organism in Eukaryota, Viridiplantae, Streptophyta, Magnoliopsida, Fabales, Fabaceae. Gene Ontology annotation, cellular component: plasma membrane; plasmodesma. The coding region runs from base 186 to 980 and encodes 264 amino acids. Gene Ontology annotation, biological process: auxin-activated signaling pathway. The record is from RefSeq and is a predicted model, not a curated record. The transcript is spliced from 11 exons.
GGAUUUUGUUUCAUUGCUUACACAGUUUGUACAUCACAGACAAACUCCUUUCUUCUUCUUCUUCUCUCUCUCUCUCUCUCUCUCUCUCUCUCUCUCUCUCUCUCUCUCUCUUUUAUUUUCAUUUCUUGUUUUAGAAUAAAUAAACACAUUCUAGCUCACAAUUUUCCCUUUCCCUCUUUGGAAAAAUGGGGAUGGGUACCAGCACCUUUGUUACUAGAUGUAUCAACUUUCUCACCAUGGUUUUGGCAAUGGUUGUGAUAAUAUUUGGGGUGUGGAUGAGCACUCGUCAUGAUGCCUGCAGGAAAUCUCUCACUAUACCUAUGCUAAGCAUUGGAGCUGUUAUUUUCUUAAUAUCCAUAGUUGGUUUUUUGGGUGCCAUGAAAAGAAGCUCCAUAUUGCUAUGGGUUUAUCUGAUUAUGCUGUUCUUUAUCUUGGUGGGGAUCCUGGUCUUCACAGUAUUGGUAUUCAUUGUAACUAAUAAUGGAUCAGGUCAUAGUGUGACUGGCUUGAGGUACAAGGAGUAUCAACUUCAAGAUUAUAGCUCUUGGUUUCUCAAAGAGUUAAACAAUUCUCGAAACUGGAAGCGAUUGAGGGUUUGUCUAGUCAAAACUGAAGACUGCAAUAACCUGUCCAAGAAAUAUAAGACUCUAAAACAUUAUAAAUUAGCUAAAUUGACUCCAAUUGAGGCUGGCUGCUGCCGACCGCCUUCUGAAUGUGGAUACCCUGCUGUAAAUGCUUCCUACUAUGACUUGACCUUUCAUCCAGUUAGCCCUAACAAUGACUGCAAGCGGUACAAAAAUUCUCGAGCCGUCAAAUGCUAUGAUUGUGAUUCUUGCAAGGCUGGUGUGGCACAAUACAUGAAAACCGAGUGGAGAGUUGUUGCAAUAUUCAACGUUGUUUUGUUUGCUGUUUUGUCUAUUAUAUACUUUGUGGGGUGCUGUGCGAGACGAAAUGCUGCCAGGAACCAAUCUAAGGGUUGAAGAGGAACCUGUAUGCAUCCAUGAGAUGAGACCAGUGUGGCAGUGUCUGCAGCUAGAGAUGAACUUGCGGAAUUCAUGUUAGUUUUAGGAUCCCUCGGUGUGAUGACUUGUAUAUUCGUCAAUCUUCACGAGGACCAGAUCUUAUUUGAAUGGUUAGAUAUCUUAAAUGUUACUAUUGAUUUCAUGAUUAAAGAAAAUUUAGAAGCA